AUGGCGGCCUUGAAUGCCAAUUUCCCCUCAAACCGACCACUCUCGGGCUUGUCCCCCAUGCACCUGACUGCUUGCCCUGGCCCAACGACGGGCGCUCAAUCUGCCGCUGCAGCUGCUGCCAUGGCGGCCGCAGCCAUGGCAGCCGCAGCCAACUAUGCCAGUCCAUCGCCUGCAUGUAAUGGACUCACUCCGGCUGGGCUGAGUCCCUCCGCAAGUCCAGCCAUCUCUGGUCCUCAAAUCUGUACGCCUCCACCGCCACCACAACCACCACAAUCACACCAAACAACAGACCAACUUUCAACGACCGCAGCACUGGCCUUUUAG
Molecule: messenger RNA, 324 nt
Organism: Protopolystoma xenopodis
Lineage: Eukaryota; Metazoa; Platyhelminthes; Monogenea; Polystomatidea; Polystomatidae
Source: the annotation of a GenBank genome assembly